CCGCGCGAACCAACCCCCCCCCACCCUUCCCCCUCCCGAACCCAGCCCAACUACGGUUUUAUUCACCAUAAAUGACGUCACGGGGAUCCGGGGGAUCCGGGCAGUGACGCGGUGUGACGUCACGCACUCCCCCCCACCCCCCACCCCGCUCUGCCAUGCGGCGCCGCGCGGGCCUCGAGGGGGACGCGCAGAAGGCUGAGACCAAAGAGGACUUCGUUAAAGUUAGAAGGAGUGAUUUGGAAAGGCUGACAACUGAGGUUAUGCAAUUGCGGGAUUUCUUGCCCAAAAUAUUAAAUGGGGAUAUCUUGUGGACAUUCCAGAAACUGGAUGCUGUUGAAUCAAGCAUGGAGAAAAAGGAGGAGGAACUAGAGCAGUUAAAAAUGGAUUGUGAACACUUCAGAGCCCGCCUGGAAGCAGCCCAGGCAGAUUGCAUAAGAGAGAAGAAGGAGAAACUAGACCUCCGGCAGCACCUGCAUGAGGCUAAGCAGCAGCUCCUGCAGCAAGCAGAGUAUUGCACAGAGAUGGGUGCAGCGGUGUGCACCUUGCUGUGGGGUGUCUCUAGCAACGAGGAAGCUGUUAAAACCAUCCUAGGAGGAAGCAAAGCAGCAAAGUUUUUUACAAUCACUGCACAGACUAUGGAGAGCUUUGUGAAGUCAUUAAGUGAAGACAUGAAACAGCAGGAUUUGGAUUCUGAUGAAAACCAGUUUGUGUUAGCUUUGGCAGGGAUUGUAACAAAUGUGGCUGCGCUGGCAUGUGGCCGUGAGUUCCUGGUUACUUCAAGUCGUGAAUUAUUGGACACAAUGGUGCACCUCCUGGGAGACAUGAAGCCUGGACUCUGUACAAAAUUCAAAGUGCUAAUGCUAAUGUCACUUUACAACGUGAGCAUCAACUUGAAAGGCUUGAAGUACAUCAGUGAAAGUCCAGGUUUUAUUCCUUUGCUGUGGUGGCUAUUGAAUGAGGCUUCAAAUCCCUGCGUAAGAGCCAGCAGAGAUUGACGUUGGUAGCAUGCGUUGGAAUUUGGCUGGCAGCUGCGUGCACAGCUUGUCAGGGACAGUAAGGACAGCAGUGAGGACAGAGUCAUGACACUGCCCUGUCUAUGAACUGCUCCUGGAGUUUGCCCCAUCUUGGGUUUCUGAAGUUUCUCUGGUUUGUCCGUGAGAAGAUUUUGGUGUACAGUUCAUAGGAUCGGAGAGGUUAGUCAUCUUGGCUCUCUACUGCUGUGCAAUACAAGAAGUAAAUACAAAAGGUAGCUGAAGUGGCAGAGGUUGCAUCUGCUUUUUCAAGGAACUAAUUUAAUAUUGAAGUUUUUGAACAGCUUUGACUUGGGCUGGUAAUCUGGAAGCUGCUCACAGUUCUCACAAUUCCCUCAGCUAUUUUAAAGAAAAUGUAGGUACUCAUACUUCUCACUAAACAACUUACUGCUUUGUACUGCCAUAGGCUCACUCUUCUGUGACCUCAGAAAAUUUGGUAAUCCUGGUAACACUGUUGAAAAACACCUGUCUGUUUUACAGUUUUUAAUGUAGUUUGAGAAGAACCACGUUCUCAGAGAGAACUGAGUAUAUCAUCCUUUACUCUGCUAUAUGUAGAAAUUUAACAUACGUUAGUUCAGAUUUUCUUUUACUUUAUGUUCGGCUAAUAUAUACGUAAGCUGUUGCUCUAGUAAAACAAACAACCAAACCAAAACCUCAAAAACCUUGUUAUAUAUGAGUUCCUUGUUAUGAGUUCCCAAGUGUGCCCUUCUAAAUGUUGUGAUAAGACAAGGAAGCUAAUCUUGUUUGAUGCAGUCUAUUGUUUGAAGAAGGCUCUCAGGUCAUAUAACAGGAUGAAACGGGGCACAGUUAUAAAUAAUUUGCAGCUGUUAAUGGCAAUAAGAAAUUGAAAAGCUACUCUAUGUUUUGAAAGUGUUAAUCACGUAUGGCAGGGUGGUGGAAGGAAAAGAUGGGCAUGGCUAAUUCCUUUACUUUUUGAUAAUAAUUUUCUCCCGCUACAGCAAAUGAGUAGGAUUCUCGGAUAAAUUACAUCUGCUGGUUCAGAUUUUUGACUUCAGAGGAAGUCUGCUUACUGUCAAGGGAGAUGGCUGACUAGUUUGUAUAUCAGAUGAGAGGUCAGAUCCAAGACCCAAUCUUGUUCCAGUCACUCUUUGUGAGAUCUCUAUCCCUUUCUCUACAUUUAAUCCAUUUCUAAACUUUUCCAGUAGCUCCCUCCCACACGUGCUCCUCAGCUGUUUCCUUGGCCAGCAUCUUCAGCUUCUGUUCCCCAUGAUUCAGCUUAGAUACAUCUGGAGUCGCUACAGCAUAAGGUCUCACAGUUUUUUCCGUAGGAAAGAGCAGAGCAAUGCACUCUGCUGUCAGGGUAUCCUGUAUAUGCUGCCUUCCUGCAGGAAGCUUUUUCAAAGAGUGUUUUGGUUAAGGCUUAUGAGAUGAUUCAGCUUUCCACGGUUCUCUAAGCUUUUAUCAGCGUUACCACUAAGAGAGGCCCCAGAAAUCAUCCUCUGACUUUUUUAUUUUCAGAGAAUCAUCCUGUUUGCUUUGCUGUCACCAAGCUACAAGUGCCUGUGACCUCAUACUAUACAUCAAGGCCAUUUUUCUCCCAGUUGCUUGUACACAGCUAUUAAAUCCCUCAAUUCUUUCUCAGAAUUUUCAGUCCCUUCCCAAUAUUCUCAUCCCCCGAGGAAGAACGUCCUUCCCAUCCAGUGAAGAAGAGAGCAAAUAAUAAAUAACUUGACUCUCUUUAUUCCCCCUUGCUGUACCUAAAGCAAAGAGGGGUUUGAUUCAGGUUGUCUAGUAGGCUUUUUGAAAUAUGCCUUGACAUUGAAGACACGGUUGGUAAGAGAAAGGAGGUAAACCUGAUUAAGAUUCCUGCUGGAGUAAGAAUGUUAACAGCAAACUGGGUUUGUCUGUCCUGCUGCCUUUAGAAAAUUUGGAUGAGCCAGUCUGUCUUCACAUUCACGAGAAAGAAUUCUUAAUAGCUCCUUCUGCUGGAGGCUAUACUGAAAAUAGGAGAAAAACAAAUGUUUGACACACUUUUUGAAGGUAACGCAGCUCUCUGUAGCCUUAGCACUUUGCCACGUAGGCUAUUCUCCUCCUCCCCCCUUUAUGUACUGAAAGGUGAGCAUCCUUUAAUACACAACAGAGGUCACUGAAGAAAAUAGUCUGGUAGCUAUCUAGCUGUUGUAUAGGUACUGGUGUUGCAUAGGUAUCACCUGUACCUACCUAUACCUUCCCAGCCUGGCACCAGCAUGAAACAUGUGAAUGAAUGAUGACUCAGAUUUCUGUCUGUGGAGCAGCUUGUGGGAUUAGUAGAGUUCUCUUCUUGUGGAGCACCAUUUGUGUGUGGAGCAGCUGUUACUGUCUUGGAGAAAAUAGGCAGCUUUAGUUUUCUCCAUCUCCAUCUGCCAUCCCUGUGUUGGUAUCUUGGCUAAAGGCUUUAUGUAACUUUCAGAUUUAAGGAAGCCCCGUCCUCAGCACUAGAAAAAGAUGUUAUAUAAUUUUCUGUAGAAAUCCACUUGAGAUUUUUCAGUAUUAUUUUCUUCUGGUGCUUUACUUCUAUGGAUGCAAUAAGACUUUCAAUCUGUAGUUCCCCAAGAGGUAGAUUGGGACUUUCCUCUGCCAACGAUCUUUCGAAGAGUAAGAAAAUGCAGUCAGCUCAGGUAUUAAUAGUAAAUACUGUGUUUGUUUUUCAUUUUUGAUCAUACAGAACAUCUACAAACAAAUAUGUAUGGGUAAGAUUUGGUCUGAGCUCUUCUCUGCUUUGUUUUUUAAAUAACCCAUA
This is a messenger RNA of Cygnus olor (mute swan), 3771 nucleotides long. It is a transcript of the gene HSF2BP, whose product is annotated as heat shock transcription factor 2 binding protein. The coding region runs from base 156 to 995 and encodes 279 amino acids. The record is from RefSeq and is a predicted model, not a curated record. Lineage: Eukaryota; Metazoa; Chordata; Aves; Anseriformes; Anatidae. Gene Ontology annotation, cellular component: cytosol. The transcript has 8 exons.